Messenger RNA from Dracunculus medinensis (Guinea worm), 222 nucleotides. Lineage: Eukaryota; Metazoa; Nematoda; Chromadorea; Rhabditida; Dracunculidae. The record is from the annotation of a GenBank genome assembly.
AUGCGAGGUGGGCAGGGUGGAAUUAAGAAGGGCGUUACUUCGAUUAAGCAGUGGUCAGUGAUGAUUGGUUCGGUGCUUCUCUCUGGCUUAAAUCCGUCAUUGGGAGGUUAUGUCUGGCACUUACCUCUGUCUCUGUCAACAGUUGUGGCGAAGGGGUGUUUUUGUAGUAGUCGGUGGAAUUUACUAAGAGCAAAGGGUGCAUGUGGAUGGGGAAAAAUAUAA